CCUCUCUCUCUCUCCCUCUCUCUGAGUCCCAGCCCCUGAAGGUGUCAUAACUGUGCUCUCUCUCUCUCUUCCUGUCUCUCUCUCACUCACUCACUCUCUAUCACCGCCUUUCAGAUCUUUAAAAGCUGGUGCUUUGCUGUGUCUCUCUCGAUCUCCAUUUGUCUCCUCUGGCACUGCAGGGGACUCAACCGGCAAAGCACCAAGGAAAGCUACUGUAUAGAAACGGGAAGAAGACUGAGGAAAGGGGAGAGAAAGGGAGGGAGAGUGAGAGAGAAAUAUACAUCCAGAAAUAGCAUCAGCCACAUUUAACUGACAGAGAGUGACAGUGUGGAGAACCUGAGACCUGGACAGAAAAUGCCUAUCCUUUCUAACUUAACAACCGUUGUUUUGUUGCUGAUUGCUCACUGCGGAUCAUGGACCGGGGCAAACCGCUUGGGCACCUUCAAGGUCUGUCCCUCCUGCAGGGAUCCACUGGGGGCAGGUCGGCCCCCCAGGGACCAUAAUGUUGCCGGCAGCACGUCAGUGUUGGCCCAGGGAGAGCCCUGUGGUGUGUACACCCUGAGCUGUGCCAAGGGGCUCCGCUGUGUUCCCCCACCAAGGGAGCACAGCCCCCUCCAGGCUCUGUUGCAGGGAAGGGGCAUUUGCGCCAAGCACAGCAGGACUAGUCCCACUGAGAGGCCCCACCCCACAGGUCCCCAUCCCUCACACAGUGGUGACAUUGAAAAAGCACCCUGCCGCAAACUGCUCAAUAGUGUCCUGAGAGGUCUCGAGCUGACGAUCUUCCAGUCUGACCGUGACAUCUAUAUACCCAACUGUGACACUCGUGGGUUCUACAGGAAAAAGCAGUGCCGCUCCUCCAAGGGCAUGCAGCGUGGCCAUUGCUGGUGCGUGGAUGAGCUCGGCACGCCCGUGCCCUCACAUGCCAGCGAAGAUGGCACUUUACCGUGCGAUGGGGAGUGAGAGAUGAGUCUGUCCUAUUGCUCUGAGCCUGGAGGAAGAGGAGAAGGAGGAGGCGGUGGAGGAGGAGCAGGAGCACAGGGAGAGGGGGUGGCUUUAGCAUGUGCUAGACACUGCCUGGACAGGAGGUAGCAGGGAUAAACCACUUCCUAUGGAAAAUACACACCAGUUAAUGUCCUCUCUAGAAGCAAGACACACACACUCACAGUCCAGCAGCGACAACAAUAACAUCUGCCUGAAUGUUCAACAGUUGCAGCAACGUCCUCUGCGUCGUCUGGUGACAUGCUGCAUGCUCACAUUAAUGCUCCGUGAACUGCCUCAGUGAUCCAAGCGGUAUUACUCUGAAUGAUCUCUAUAUUCCCUGGCUCUUGUCCUGGCUUUCUGGUAGAUUUCUGUUUUCCUUUUUACUUUAGGAUAGCUGACACUGCCUGUGUUUGUUCUGAUCUCAGUGGGCUGAAAUACUGUUACGCAGGUGAUGUGACACAAAUGUUUGAAAAACGUGUCUCCCUCACCGUCCUCUCUCCCUCUCUCCAAAGAUACACUGAUAUCAAUAUACCUAAUUGACAGAAAUAUUUCUUUUUCUAUUAAUUUAUUUUUGAGUCUGUAUUUCCAUCAAGUACUGCUUGAAUCUUACAGUAUCUUAUAUAUAUGUCAAGUCAGAAAAAAUAGUCAUACGAAAAAUGAUCCUGGAUGCUUCUGUUCAUUUUAUUUGUCAAAAUGGCGUUUUGACUGCUUAUUAGUUGAUUGUUUGUACAUAUGUUCGAAUUUUGUGGUCGACUGUGUGUUCUGAAGUGGCAGACAAAAAGCUUACGGCUGUUACCCUUUUCAAAAAGUUGUAAGGCAUAUUUUUAUACACGUCAAUAUAAUAUUUUAUAUAUGAAUUGUUGGUUUAUUUAAUGAACUACAGUACAAUGCCAUGUAUUUUUAUAUUGUCAGCAGUUUCUUAUUUAAAGACAGAGAUUAUUUUAUUUCAUGUUAGGGGAAGUGUUGUGCUUUAAAGGCACCUUUAUGGCAAAACUCAUCACAUUCAUCAGAGCUCUAUUCAACUGCUGUACAUCUUAUGGUUAUAUCUCAUGUUUUUAUUUCCUUCUUAUUUAUGCUUUGUUUAUUUGAGAAUUGAGAAUGUCCAUGUUACUAUUAUGUUUUAUUUUGGCACAUCAUACUAUAAAUUCUGAUUUCAAUAGAGGGAAAAAAAAAAAAGAUCAAAUUUGUUAUUGUUAUAGUAUGUCUUUCCCGAGUCCUUGCAAAAGUCAUGAAAAUGUGUGCUAUUAAAGUGUGAUUAGAAUUUAUCUAUUUCUGACCAAUCUUGUUGUGCCAAUGUGUGUGCCGUGAUGAUAGGUCCAUGCACAAAGGACCUGUAAGAUUUGCAAAUAUGAAAAUAAAACAUAAUGAUAAUAAAAAU
Molecule: messenger RNA, 2359 nt
Organism: Thunnus maccoyii (southern bluefin tuna)
Lineage: Eukaryota; Metazoa; Chordata; Actinopteri; Scombriformes; Scombridae
Gene: igfbp6b
Product: insulin-like growth factor binding protein 6b
Exons: 4
Coding region: 355-960 (201 amino acids)
Biological process (GO): regulation of insulin-like growth factor receptor signaling pathway
Cellular component (GO): extracellular region
Molecular function (GO): insulin-like growth factor II binding; fibronectin binding; insulin-like growth factor I binding
Source: RefSeq, a predicted model, not a curated record